AUGACUGACAAGAAGAGACAGCGCCGCAACGAGCUCGACAACCUCCGAGAAGACCUCGGCCCCUACUACCAUCGACCGUCCCCUCGUCCCGACUCUGUCGACACGGUUAGCAACCACGACCGCACCAACAGCGGAGGCGGCGGCUCAGGCUCGGCGGCGAGAACGGGAGUGGGCGGCAAUACUGGCAGCCCCGGCAGCAACAUCAUGUCACAACGCAAUCGAAGUGGACGCGGCAGCAACCGCAGCAACGGCAACAAUUCUCACGGAGAAGAGGCACAGAUAUGGGACUCGUGCAAGAGCCAGCUUGCCGAGAUUGUCCUUGGCAUCAACGCCGAGAACGACAACCUCUCGGAGCUGGUCGAAAUGGACAAGAAAGUCGGUGCCGCCGACCCGGAAAGGAUACCCAACGACUCGCUUAGGCAGAUGGAGCAGCUGUGUCGAAAUGGCGUCAAGUUCUCCGAGGCCAAUGUCUCGAGCAUCAAGGCAGUCAUGGAGCAGCUCAAGAUUAUGCGCGCCGUUAUCGUCGCCAAGGAACAGGCCGAGGCCAGCUCGUCGGCACCUACGGGGAAACGAAAUGUGCGAGACAGUGCAGCUGCAGUCGCGGCUUCGUUGUACGAUUUUGACGGAGCCGGCGACUCCCCCGUCCCCAGUCCCAUUGGCGGGUCCUCGCGAAAGUACGGCGACCGCUCCAGCAACCGGGACAGAGACAGCAUGCCUCCCAAGGCCGAUGGUGUAGAGUUUCAGGGCUCGUCUGGGACGGGCAACGGUGGCGGAGGCUCAGGGUCGACUGCCGCUGCUUCAGGCGCUUCCGCCGCUGCUUCCGCCGCCGCCGCUGCUGCCGCGGCCGCCGCGGUCGCCGCCAGCAACAAGUCCAAAGUCGUCUUUUCCAAAGGUGAUGCGGUGGCAUUCAAGCCCAGGACUGGCGGAGAAGGUGUUUCGGACUGGAUCAUGGGUGAGGUGGCUCAGGUUCUAGGCGAAGGCAAGAGCCGGCGGUACAAGGUGCUGGACAUCGAGCCAGAAGACCAAAGCAAACAAAAGGAAUACCGGACGAGCGCAAGCAGCAUGAUUCCAAUCACGCCCGAGAGCCAAGCGAGCACGCUCAAGGACUGGGAGUCUGGGCAGGUGGUUCUAGCCCUGUAUCCGAACACGACGACAUUUUACAAGGCCGAGGUUCACAGCAUGGACAGCCAGGGACGAGUGGCUCUCAAGUUUGAGGGGGAGAACGACUCGACGACCCUUCAGCAGGUGGAGCGGCGGUUUGUCAUUGAGUACCGGGCGUGA
Molecule: messenger RNA, 1281 nt
Organism: Metarhizium album ARSEF 1941
Lineage: Eukaryota; Fungi; Ascomycota; Sordariomycetes; Hypocreales; Clavicipitaceae
Product: SAGA complex subunit Sgf29
Exons: 1
Coding region: 1-1281 (426 amino acids)
Cellular component (GO): SAGA complex
Source: RefSeq, a predicted model, not a curated record